AAAAAAAAAGCAAACAAAGAUGCUGGCUCUAUAAGCACCAGGCAGCAGGACAGAUAACAUUAGGAGGGUUUAGCUGAACGGCUACCCGCUUUAACACGAUCUCUCUGUGCUUUUUUAAAUGUUUUCACAACAGGGAGCCUUUUUUUUUCGUUGAAUGUCGAAAGAAUUUCAGAUGGAUGUGUGUGCCUUAGUUAGGUGUCCCUCAGUUGUUGUUGUUAGCCGCUAAAGCUAGCUGUAGAAGUUGCGAGCUAGCUGGCCUAGCAAGCAGCAGAAAGAUACCGAGGGACUUCAGUUUAAUGUGACAUGCUCAGCUUUCAGCGGUGAGUAAACCGUUCAGCUCAUGGAGACAGUGUGCCUGGAUGGCAGUAGUUGGGGAACCGAGGCUUUAGCUGAGCUGUGGAAGUGCCUAUCCCUAUAGGUUACUUUAGCUUCCCACCAUAGCCUCCUCCACUCCUCGGAAGAAUGAGCAGAAAACAUCAUCACAUAAAAGGAGCCGAAGUCAGCUGCUGCGUCAAAUACUUCUUAUUUGGAUUCAACAUCCUAUUCUGGUUGCUAGGAGCAGCAUUCUUGGGGAUAGGCCUGUGGGCAUGGGAGGAGAAGGGCGUCCUGUCAAACCUGUCAUCGAUCACAGACCUCGGCGGCUUUGACCCCGUCUGGCUCUUCAUCGUCGUGGGAGGGGUCAUGUUUGUCCUGGGCUUCGCCGGCUGCAUCGGAGCGCUCAGAGAAAACACCUUCCUGCUUAAAUUCUUCUCCGUGUUCCUCGGUUUGAUCUUCUUCUUGGAGCUGACUGCAGGGAUCCUCGCCUUCGUCUUCAAGGACUGGAUCAAAGACCAGCUAAACUUUUUCAUCAACAACAACAUCAAGGCUUACCGGGAUGACAUCGACUUACAGAAUCUCAUCGACUUCGCCCAGGAAUAUUGGUUGUGCUGUGGAGCUCAUGGGCCUGAUGACUGGAACCAGAACAUGUACUUCAACUGCACUAACAAGAAUCCCAGUAGAGAGCGCUGUGGAGUCCCCUUCUCCUGCUGUGUCAAAGAUCCUGCUGAGGAUGUCAUUAACACGCAGUGUGGUUAUGAUGUUCGGCGUGAACAGGAGCUGGAACGGCAGAGAUUCAUUUACACCAAGGGCUGCGUGGGACAGUUUGAAAAGUGGCUUCAGGACAACCUGAUUUUUGUUGCUGGGAUCUUUGUUGGCAUUGCACUUUUACAGAUUUUUGGCAUCUGCCUCGCUCAGAACCUGGUGAGCGACGUCAAAGCCGUUAAAGCCAACUGGUGACAUGAGCCCCACAGCACAUGGCGGGCCGAGCCCCCCCGCGGCACACUUACUUACCGUCCAGGUGUGGAUGGAGAGCCACCAUUUGUACAGACAACAAGAAAAAAAAAAAACUCUCCUGUUCUUCUGGGACACUUGAAACGGGAAGAAAAGUAUUCAAUGCAAACCAAACAGCACAGAUUUUAACCCAAAUAUAAAAGAAGACAGAGCGGCCGACUGGAAGGCUGAUUUUUCUUUUAUUUCUUUUAUUAUUUUUUCCCAAAUUUUCUGUUUUUUUUAUUCUUUUCUUUUUUUUAUAGUUAUGUUUAUGCCUCAGAGAUGCACAAAGGCCCUCUGUCAUCUGGAAAGCCAUGGAUGGAAGUGAGGUGAUAAAACCAAUAAACUGAGUUUCUUUCCACAGGUCAGACAUCCCAGAUUAUUUUCUUAUUUUUAUUUUUUUAACUCUUUCACCUCCACAUCCCACUUUAGAGGAGGAUGUUUGACCUUCCAGUCAGCUUGCAUGUUAUUUCCUCUCUUCCAUGUGCAACUUAAAGUAUAAAAAACAUUAUAUUUGAUUUUUUUAAAUAUAAAAGAAAGUGCCAUUAUUAACCUGUUUUUGUCUCAUAUAUUACAUUUGUCCUUUCUGCCCCCCCGUUACCUCAGGACCUGGUUGAAGAAUUGUUCUUUCUGCCACCGGGAUGAAGGCAAAUCCUUAGUUUCAGUUUCUGUUGAAGAUGGAUAGAGCAACUAAAUGCAGUAAAACGGGGACAGUCCUCUGGAGGUCACCCUGUUUGCCCUUCAGUGAUGGAUGUUUGAUUUGUCGCCCAGUAGCUUGUUGUGGCGGGACCUGCGGGUCAGUGCCAUAUAAGGAAAAUGGGUUUUACGCUAAAGAUGUCUGAGCAUCCCUGUGGGGCGUGGGAUUGCUGGUUCGGGGCCUUUUGUUGACUUAUGUCACCACUUUUUGUCUUAUAAUCUUUCCUCUGCAUUAAUUAUCAUUUAAAUAUGUCUUUCUUUUUCUCAGGCUUUCUUGAUUUUUUUCCACUUCCAGAUACUUAUAUUACUAAAGUCUUUUAAUUUCAUUAAUGGCUUCAAUAUGUAGGUGGAAAUAAAAUUUAACGGAGACCAAAUAUUCAGCCGACCAUUAGAGAUUUCAUCUGAAUUACAAAAAAAAAAAAAACAUUUUGAUAGAAUGUGAAAUUUGGAAGUGCCA
Cyprinodon tularosa is the source of this 2461-nucleotide messenger RNA. It is a transcript of the gene tspan17, whose product is annotated as tetraspanin 17. Gene Ontology annotation, cellular component: membrane. The transcript has 8 exons. Gene Ontology annotation, biological process: protein maturation; protein localization to plasma membrane; regulation of vascular endothelial growth factor signaling pathway. The coding region runs from base 463 to 1275 and encodes 270 amino acids. NCBI's taxonomy places the organism in Eukaryota, Metazoa, Chordata, Actinopteri, Cyprinodontiformes, Cyprinodontidae. The record is from RefSeq and is a predicted model, not a curated record.